Molecule: messenger RNA, 999 nt
Organism: Dibothriocephalus latus
Lineage: Eukaryota; Metazoa; Platyhelminthes; Cestoda; Diphyllobothriidea; Diphyllobothriidae
Source: the annotation of a GenBank genome assembly
AUGGACACCAAAACCCGUGAGGCUCUCCUUCGCACAGAUUUAAGCGCAAUACUCCGUUCUUUUGUUCGUUUGGACACUCCGGACAACCUCACGGAAACGCUGAAUGACCUUCCGUGCUCGGUGGUAUGCAGACGGUAUUGCGGACUGUGUUUCGUUGUGACCUCUCUCAAAUGGGCUAUUCCGGCUCCAUUUGACAGUUUGCUCUCGUUGACUGCUUAUGAGAAUGAUAGUACGAUAGUCUCCUCCCUCCAAAAACUGCCCCUCUCCAAUCCAGCCUUCCGGUUGGGCAUUUUGGGUGGCAUCAUAGAGGCUCAGACUCAUCCGAUGCUGCCGGCCACUCUCAAGGCCAGUGUUUGCCUGCCGGAGGUCAGACUGGCCCAGCUUCGCAACGUAGAACACUUUCUGCGCCACGCAUCCACACCCUCUGUUACUGUAGAGGCCAUUGCUCUCCUGAAUAAAUGUAUCGAGAAUGCGUCAGUAAACGGACAGUACGAGUUUAGUGAGACGGAAGGUGCAAUCCUCAAAAGUGCCCUGUUGUGUGCCCUGACUCACUGUGACGACGCCGAGCAGUCUGUGAUUGAUAUCGUCAGUCGCCUCUUUGACAAUGUCUUCGCCCUCCUUUUUGACAACGGACGUGUUCUCAACAGCCUCUCCGACUGGCUGCUUACGAACGUUGUGCAGGAGGCUGUCAUCGGCUCGCCUUAUUGUCUCCAUGAGGCCGUCAUUCUCACAAAAGGCCCUCUGCGUCUGCUGAAGUGUCUCUUAAAGCACGCGAACCUCACUUGGAUUCUGGAGCAAUCGCCACAUCUCAUGACGAGUUUGAUUUUGGCUUUCGCCUGGAAUUACACAGCCGCCUAUGCAGGAGACCUUGUGAAUUGUAUACUAUCUCGCUGGUACGUUAGACCUCUUCAGUAUAAGCCUAAGGUGGACCUCUUUAGCCCUGCCUCACCAUUCUGUGGGCGUUUUUUGGCGGCCUGUGUGCAAUCCGUAGUUUUGUGA